This is a messenger RNA of Aaosphaeria arxii CBS 175.79, 1208 nucleotides long. RefSeq lists its product as uncharacterized. The record is from RefSeq and is a predicted model, not a curated record. Lineage: Eukaryota; Fungi; Ascomycota; Dothideomycetes; Pleosporales. Bases 233 to 961 code for a protein of 242 amino acids. The transcript is spliced from 2 exons.
AUAAGACUGUCGUCCAGCAGCACAUUCGGUUGUGCAUUCAUUUGCAUACUGCUGUUGGUAUUCCUUCUCUUUCCCAGGCGAGGUGCCAGCCACGUCGUUUAACUUCACGACCAUUUCCCCAGAUUUAUACUCUCUCGUUUCGUUUCCACGAAUCAGGACAGACCACAGUCAUUCCUUCAAAAAGACGGCAAGCUCAGUAUCAUAAACUUGAACAGCCUGCAAUACCAACGGCAUGAGUACACGGCCAGAGAAUUCGCAUCGCUAUGUGUACAAGAACGUAGACCGUUCCGCCUCGCAAUCUACAGAGGUUCCUCUGUCGCCGGGGCUGAAUGAAGCAUUCCGGUGGAAUGAUAUCGCUGGAUUUGGGGGCCUGUUUCGUGACACAAAAGAGACUUAUCCGCCCCUGAUUGAUCUUAGCGAGGAUGAAGACGGGGAACGGUCGCCUCUACGCCGCACAUCGACAUUGCCCAAACAAGCUCAGUGCCAUCAACUUCCAGAUCGUCCAUGUGGCCCGGCUCGCAUUAGAUCAACGCCCAACCCGACAACAUCGCACAAUCACCCCAGUAUGCGCCUCAAUUCCGAGCCAUAUCUGAGGCAUGAAGAUGUUCGACGCUAUCUAGAGCGAAGGGAUCGACAACCUCAGAGUGGGAAUUCCGUAUAUACUGUGUCAUCAGAAUAUCAUUCGGCGAUCGGCCACCCAACAUACUCUGUUACUGAAGUGACCGAGGACGAAGAAGACAUCGAUACACGUAGGGAGCGACGAUCCUUCUCGGUUCCCACCCCGGUUUUCACCCCACGACACACACCCCCACCGGCCUCUGAGGGCACGGAUGAGCGAGAGGUCGAAGAAUAUAAGGAGCCGACGUCGCCGAACCCUUUUUCGGCUUACUAUCCCUACAAUCCUGAUCAUGGAGAGAAUGCUGUCGGGAAUUUUGAGAAACUUUUCACGGCUCGGCAGUGACCGUGGGCAAGUUGGGAUCGGACAUCCCACCAUGCCAGGGUGGAAGUGUGGCUCGCCAUCAUCCUUCAACCCACCCAACGCUAUGACUAUAGCUCUUAUACCUAAUGGAGGUAACUUGCCGACGGUCGCCUAUUGAUUGCACAUAACAUUGCCAUCUGGAUGCCAAAGUCAAUCAAGUAUAGCUAUUCCUCUACGCCAAUGAUACCGUAGGUUGAGUUUCCUUGUUGGGGUUAUUGAGUCAUAUGUA